Magnolia sinica is the source of this 1508-nucleotide messenger RNA. RefSeq lists its product as uncharacterized. Lineage: Eukaryota; Viridiplantae; Streptophyta; Magnoliopsida; Magnoliales; Magnoliaceae. The transcript has 3 exons. The record is from RefSeq and is a predicted model, not a curated record. The coding region runs from base 285 to 1493 and encodes 402 amino acids.
GAGAAUGGCAGGGGGUAGUGGAGCAGGUGAGAGUGUUAGGGGUGGACCAGGGGAGGGUAGUAAGCGGGGAGGAUUAUGGGGCAUGGCCAGGAGUAGUAGCGUGCGGGUGCCGGAUCUACCUUCAGAUCCGAGGAUGUACAAAGAGGCAGGAGGGACACAAAAGAAAAUAAAGGAGACGUUUAGUGGAGGGGAUGUGAGGAAGAAAGUUAGAAAAUUUUAUAGCAAAGUUUUUUAUAUAAGAUAAAAUCCCUGCGAAUGCUGCCGCAAGCACGCACUUUAAAAAUAUGAUAAGUGAAGUGCAGCGUGGGGGUGAGGGUGUGCAGCCGCCCACGGCCUUCAAGAUCAUGGGAAAGUAUUUGGAUGAUGAACAUGCAAAGAUGAAGACAUACGUCGAUUCAUAUAAGCAGUCAUGGGAGAUGUACGGUUGCACCAUCAUGUGUGAUAGUUGGACCGGUCCGACAAAAAUGUCAGUUAUAAAUUUUAUGGUCUAUUGCAGGGAACAGGCGGUGUUCCUAAAGUCUAUAGAUGCGAGUAAUAAAAUUAAAGAUGGUGACUACAUCUACAAACUAAUGCACAACGUCAUGCGAGAUGUUGGGAGGAGAAACAUUGUGCAGUUUGUUACAGACAAUGGGAGUGCAUUUGUCAAGGCGGGGAAGGAUAUUCAGGCGAAUUAUCAUAUGUAUUGGACCCCCUGCGCAGCCCAUUGCAUCGAUCUCAUGCUGGAGGCAAUCGGGGAUAGGCCGUCGGUGAAGACCGUUAUUACUAAUGCACGGCUCAUCACAAACUUCAUAUACAACCACACCUGGUUAUUAGCCGCGAUGCGCGAGAGGUAUGGUGGGGAUAUAGUGGGCCCCGGGGCGACACGAUUCGCCACAAAUUAUAUCGCCUUAAGUGGUCUCCUCAAACACAGACAGGGGUUACAGGAGCUUUUCGCCUCUCAUGAUUACGAAGAAUGGAAAAAGAGGUUGACAAAAGUAACCUGGAGAAUCGAGGAGCCGGUGCUGAGAAAUGAAUUCUGGGAUCGCAUGCGUAACAUGCUAGGUAUUCUAGAGCCCAUUUCUAUAGUAUUGAGGAUGGUGGACAAUGAGACAAAUCCAACGAUGGGGUCGCUGUAUCCGUCCAUACAGCUGAGGAAAGAGGCCAUGGUGGCUAAAGCUCCCAACGCUUAUAAGUGGGUGCAUGCAAUAAUACACGACCGCUGGGAAAAGACACUUUCUCACCCGCUACAUCAGGCUGCGUAUUUCCUGAAUCACAAAUACCAUUACAGCCGGAAACUCUAUGAAGAUAAUUCAUUAAAGAGGGUUGUACAUGAGGUGUACGAUCACUUAUACCUCGAUUGUACGAGGAAAGGCACCUUUGUUAUUGAGAUUGUUAGAUUCCGCGACGCGGUUGGAACGUUUGGGUGCCACCCUGCGGUGAUGUCAAGGAACACCAUGAUGGCAUGUGAGUUAAAUGCGAUAAACGUAAAUUUCAUAUUAUUUUGGAAAAUCUAAAAUAAUGAACCAAAU